Molecule: messenger RNA, 939 nt
Organism: Monodelphis domestica (gray short-tailed opossum)
Lineage: Eukaryota; Metazoa; Chordata; Mammalia; Didelphimorphia; Didelphidae
Product: olfactory receptor 5J3-like
Biological process (GO): G protein-coupled receptor signaling pathway
Cellular component (GO): membrane
Molecular function (GO): olfactory receptor activity; G protein-coupled receptor activity
Source: RefSeq, a predicted model, not a curated record
AUGGCCAAGGAAAAUUCUACAGUAGUCACAGAGUUCUUCCUUUUAGGACUGACAGAUCGUGAAGAAUUGAAAUUGAUUCUUUUUAUAUUUUUCCUAAUCAUCUAUAUCAUUUCUUUGAUGGGGAAUCUUGGCAUGAUUGUAUUAAUUCAAAUCACCCCUAAACUUCACACUCCUAUGUACUUUUUCCUCACUUGUCUCUCAUUUGUUGAUGCUUGUUAUUCUUCUGUUGCUGGACCAAAAAUGCUGUGGCAUUUCAUUGUGGAGAAGGCAACCAUAUCAUUCACUGCUUGUAUGCUACAAUAUUUUUUACUUGCAACCUUUAUUACUACAGAGGGAUUUUUCCUAGCAGUAAUGGCAUAUGACCGGUAUGUGGCAAUUGCUAAGCCACUUCUUUACAUGGUAGCCAUGACUAAAAGAGUGUGUAUCAUGUUGGUCAUUGGAUCAUGUAUAGGAGGCUUGUUUAAUUCACUCACACACACAAUUGGCUUAGUCCAAUUAACAUUCUGUGGGCCAAAUGUCAUCAGUCAUUUCUUCUGUGACUUACCACCACUGCUGAAGCUCUCUUGCUCUGAUACUUCCCUAAAUGAAUUGUUGGUUAUAAUAUACACAGGAGUAAUUUCCAUCAUCACUCUCUUGACUGUAAUAAUUUCCUAUAUCUUCAUUGUUGUUGCCAUUUUUAGAAUCCGCUCAGCAGCUGGAAUGCGUAAAGCCUUCUCUACAUGUGCUUCCCAUUUGACAGCUGUAACAUUGUUCUAUGGCUCCAUAAGCUUUAACUACAUUCAACCAAGCUCCAAGUAUUCCCUGGAACAAGAGAAAGUGGUCUCUGUAUUUUAUAUAAUGGUGAUCCCAAUGCUAAACCCAUUGAUCUAUAGUCUAAGGAACAAAGAGGUCCAGGAUGCUGUAAAAAAAGUAAUAGAAUUAAAAACAUCAUUUUCUUAA